Molecule: messenger RNA, 537 nt
Organism: Chiloscyllium plagiosum (whitespotted bambooshark)
Lineage: Eukaryota; Metazoa; Chordata; Chondrichthyes; Orectolobiformes; Hemiscylliidae
Source: RefSeq, a predicted model, not a curated record
AUGCGAUUAACUGGGAUGCAAGUGUCACUGUCCUUGACUGCCCCUGAACUAAGUGGCUUGUUGGCUCAAUCACAAGAAUGGGCCAGACCAGGUCAGGAUGGGAGGCUGCGCAAGGCGUGUCACUUCAUUGUCAACCUGCGGUACUUUGAGAUGUGCAUCCUGCUGGUGAUCGCAGCCAGCAGUGUAGCUCUGGCUGCAGAGGACCCCAUUCACAAAGAAUCCGAGAGGAAUCAGGUGCUCAGGUACUUUGACUACGUGUUCACCGGAGUCUUCACAUUCGAAAUGGUGAUAAAGAUGAUCGACAUUGGUUUGAUAUUCCAUGAAGGCUCAUAUUUUCGCGACGUUUGGAACAUUUUGGAUUUUAUUGUGGUCAGCGGGGCCCUGGUUGCAUUUGCGUUCACGAAUCUUAUCGGGGGUUCCAGUGGAAAGGACAUAAACACGAUCAAGUCCCUCCGUGUUCUGCGAGUUCUCAGGCCUCUGAAGACUAUCAAGCGGCUUCCCAAAUUGAAGGAAGAGGAUGUGUUCUCGCACGAGUAA